This is a messenger RNA of Gopherus evgoodei (Goodes thornscrub tortoise), 3719 nucleotides long. It is a transcript of the gene RABGEF1, whose product is annotated as RAB guanine nucleotide exchange factor 1. Gene Ontology annotation, molecular function: zinc ion binding; small GTPase binding; DNA binding. Gene Ontology annotation, cellular component: cytosol; endocytic vesicle. The transcript is spliced from 12 exons. The record is from RefSeq and is a predicted model, not a curated record. NCBI's taxonomy places the organism in Eukaryota, Metazoa, Chordata, Testudines, Testudinidae. Gene Ontology annotation, biological process: vesicle-mediated transport. Bases 123 to 1877 code for a protein of 584 amino acids.
GCGCUGCCGGACCGGCCUGAGGGGAGGAGCGUCGCGGCUGCAGGCGGCGCAGCUGGAGCGGGGCUGAGACGCCGCCGCCGCCCGGGAGAGCAGAUGCAUUUAGUGUUCAUGGAAACUAUAGAAUGACAGCUUGGGAAACGGAAGUUACCUGUUUAAACACAAGACAAGUACAAUUUGGGGCAGCUCCAAUGCAAGUUUCUACAAACAGCACUGAAGAAAUGAGCCUAAAGUCUGAACGCAGAGGAAUUCACGUUGAUCAGUCAGAGCUACUGUGCAAGAAAGGAUGUGGUUACUAUGGAAACCCUGCUUGGCAGGGCUUCUGCUCCAAGUGCUGGAGAGAAGAGUACCAUAAGGCAAGGCAGAAGCAGAUUCAGGAUGACUGGGAGCUGGCCGAGCGACUUCAGCGUGAGGAGGAAGAAGCCUAUGCUAGUAGUCAGAGUACACAAGGGGCCCAGUCACUCACCUUUUCCAAGUUUGAGGAAAAGAAAAGCAAUGAAAAGACACGCAAGGUGACAACUGUGAAGAAAUUCUUCAGUGCUUCUUCCAGGACAGGAGCUAAGAAGGCUGCUCAAGAGAGAAACCUUAAGCAAGGACAGCUUGGGAGGGAGCGAAAUGCUGAUAACAUUCUCAGGGACUUGAAGGAGAUUUUUACUCCCUCCUGGGAGCUGGCUUCCCCUACUGAAGGUAACACAGCACAGCUUGGAGAGCUGUCUGCUUGUUCUAUGUUGGCUGACAAACUGAGAGCAGAGAUCCAUGAAGCUAAGGCUCCUAGCCCAUCGAUAAACAGGCAGGUCAGCAUUGAGACAGAUCGAGCGUCCAAGGAGUUUAUAGAGUUUCUCAAGACCUGUCAUAAAUCUGGUCAAGAAAUUUAUAAGCAGUGCAAAAUGUUUUUGGAAGCAAUGCAUCACAAAAGGGAAUUAAGUAUUGAGGAGCAAUCUGAAUGUGCCCAGGACUUCUAUCAAAACGUAGCGGAGAAAUUACAGACCCGUUCGAAAGUUUCCCCAGAAAAAGUUGAGAAAGCAAUGGACCAGAUUGAAAAAUAUAUCAUGACUCGAUUGUAUAAAUAUGUGUUCUGCCCUGAAACAACUGAUGAUGAGAAGAAGGAUCUGGUUGUCCAAAAGAGAAUCAGGGCUUUACACUGGGUUACUCCACAAAUGCUGUGUGUUCCUGUUAAUGAAGAAAUUCCAGAAGUCUCUGAUAUGGUUGUGAAAGCAAUUACAGAUAUUAUCGAAAUGGAUUCAAAACGUGUCCCUCGUGAUAAGUUAGCAUGCAUCACCCAAUGCAGCAAACAUAUCUUCAAUGCUAUAAAAAUCACAAAAAACGAACCAGCUUCUGCUGAUGACUUCUUACCAACACUCAUAUAUAUUGUUUUGAAGGGUAAUCCACCCCGUCUGCAGUCCAACAUCCAGUAUAUAACCCGCUUCUGUAAUCCAAGCAGGUUAAUGACUGGAGAGGAUGGCUACUAUUUUACCAAUCUGUGCUGUGCGGUGGCCUUCAUUGAAAAGCUGGACGCUCAAUCUUUAAAUCUAAGCCAGGAGGAUUUUGAUCGCUACAUGUCGGGCCAAACGUCUCCAAAGAAACAAGAAUCUGAAAACUGGUCUUCUGAUGUGUGCCUAGGGGUUAAACAGAUGUAUAAAAACUUAGACCUCCUCUCUCAAUUGAAUGAAAGACAGGAAAGAAUUGUCAGUGAAGCCAAGAAGCUUGAGAAAGACCUUAUAGAUUGGACUGACGGAAUUACUAAGGAAGUCCAAGAUAUUGUUGAAAAAUAUCCAUUGGAAAUAAAACCAAAAAAUCAACCCUUAGCAGCUAUUGACUCCGAAAAUGUAGAGAAUGAUAAAUUGCCCCCACCACUGCAGCCUCAGGUUUAUGCUGGAUGAUAAUUUACCAGGAAAGUAUUAACUUCGAAAGGAAUUCUUACACAUCUUUUACUAUUUGCUGCUUGGAAAGGGGAAUAAGUUUGAGGCUAAAAAAUCAAAUGAGUUUAAAUCAGUACAUUUUUAAAGGUACAAUUAUUUUGUUUAGAGUGUAAUAAAUUGUAUUUAUUUUAGUCAAAGUAGGUUUCUAUUAGGCUUUUGUGGGUUUUUGAACUGAAUUUAAAUUUUCUACACAAAGCCAAUGUAAUUUUUAAGCAACAGUAGUCCAUUGACAACUUUUUCCUGAAAGCUUCCUUCUAGGCAUGCACUUGUGUUUUUAAAUAAUGAGUUUAAUUUAAAUUUAAGAAGGAAAAAGAUUAGCAGUACUUCUUGAAUGAUGCAAGGCUGGGUGUUCUAGCAGAAACUCAAAGGUACCAGUGUUCCAAAGUCUGAAUUUAUUCUAUAGUUGUAAUGAUGAAAGAUAUAGUGUAAAAUAAAUAUGUAGAAUUGUAAAUAGGUUUAAAAAAGUAAUGUUUCAACUGUGCAUGGCACCUUGUGUAUUAGUACAAAAUGAUAUAUAAAAAUGUCCAUUUUUAGCAACUUUUAUUUAGUUAAAUAUGAACUUCACAGUAUAUAAGCAAGUACGCCAUUAAUAUAUUUUAGCAAGCUGGAUGAUGCAACAGAAUGAACUGCAGAUUUGAAAGCGUGACAGAACUAUGUCAUAGUAUUCAUAGCUUUUAAGCUCAUUCUUUAUAAUAACUCUUGGGAUCUGAAAAUGGAAAUAUUUUUUCAUCUUAACGUUUGCCUCCAUUUUUGUCAGUACACUGAUGGUCUGUUGGGUUGCAGGUAGUUGCUGGUGUUGCUUAUUUGUAAGAAGAAAGAGCAUUGAAGCAGGUUUUGGAAGGAGAGGAAAAUGACAGACUUGGAACACGUGAUAGUUGUGGGGGGAAUGGCUCAAAUGCUCGGCCAACAGUGACUGACUCCCGUGCAUCAUAUGAACAUGUUUUAGAGGCUACUUUAUUAAGAGCAUGGCCCUUUGCUAUGAGCAAGGAAGAGCACAUUUAUUUUUGCAAAAUUGCACUAUUCCAGGCUUUAGUGAUUUUUGAGUACUGAAAGUGAACAAGUUAAGCAUCAAGGUUAAUACAGUUCACUUCACAAAAGCUUUACAUCACUGUGUACUGUAUUUCAUGUGAAAAAUAACCCGGUAGUCCACUCCACAAAACAUGUAACCAUUUGCAGAUUUUUUUAUACUCCAGUGAAACAUUUUAUAUAUCAUUUUAAAUAUCUUCCAGUUAAUUUAGUCUGCCAUGGCUUGUACGUGUACCUGUGAUAUUUAAUGCUUUUCAGAGAUAUUUUCCUUAGCUUGGCUAAGGGCUGUUCUUAAGCAACAUUAAAUUUUUUCCAUCAAGGGGAGGGUACCUAUCCCUUCAUUGUAUUCCAUUGCUUUAAAAAUACUGAUAUUUCAAAAUUUGCACUGCAAUAAUUUCAGACCAAAACUGUGACUUGUCCUAUUUUUAAUUCUCCAAUUGCUGUGUUUAGCGGUUUGAACUAUGCAUUCCUAGUGUUUUAAAGGUAACUAACUACCCACAUUUCCCUGCAGAGAUGCAGCAGUCAGUUGAUCACAAGAAAUUACUCUGAGUAGUUACUGUACAUUGAUGAGACUCUGCUCCUAGACUGUUUAAGACCUGGUCAAUGCUUGUAGUGAGUGUUUAUUUUCUCUACAUACAUUAGGUGCUAAUUCUGAUAUCCAGGUACACAUUUGUCUCUUUCCUAAAACUAACUAACUAAAAAAUGUACACACCUUUUAGCUACUGCAUACUAAAUUGCUGUUAAAUAAAAAUAUGUGCAUUAGGCCUUUGUUAAUGA